This is a messenger RNA of Cryptococcus amylolentus CBS 6039, 1284 nucleotides long. RefSeq lists its product as hypothetical. The transcript is spliced from 4 exons. The record is from RefSeq and is a predicted model, not a curated record. Lineage: Eukaryota; Fungi; Basidiomycota; Tremellomycetes; Tremellales; Cryptococcaceae. Bases 713 to 1264 code for a protein of 183 amino acids.
UGGUCAGAUUCCCGGCAAUUCCUCGUCCGCUCCGCCUACCAGCUCCUCUCUAUUGCUUGGCUGCUUGUCCUCGCCAUCCACUCGGAAGAGACGCUUUACUGGGCUUAUCUCAUUGGUGCGAUCAGGGGAAGGAAUACCAAGAGUUGGUUUAGGAGCGUCCACUUCAAGGUCUGGAUCGCCUGUUGCAUCUUUGUGAGUCAAUACCUAAUGAAAGGUAGUGAUGAGCUGAUGUGGGUAGGUGGCUGGGGUCGUACCUGGUGUGGCAAACAUUGAGACGCAAAACCUCAUUACGAUGGAAGUCAACAUCUUUCUCGUUGGGUAAGUUCCGUGGUGCCUCGAGGAGAGUUUACUGACGUUUGUUUGAAGGUCGAUAUCGGCUUUCAUCCUGUUUAUUGGGAGUAUCUGGCUUCUCUUUGUCUUCCCCAAUUUCAUUCAAGAGUCUCGACGUCAGGGGGCCACUUUGGAUGUGAUUGCACGGCUGCAGUAUUUCAAGGAACUCAACAGUGUGCGGACGUUGUUCCGUCUCCUGUAUUGCGUCUCCAUCCUCACUCUCGCUAUCGACGGUCGGACUGAAAGCAAGAUCGUCAACUCGAACCAGUAUGUCUCCCACUUCUUAUCUCCCAGUUUGUGUUGACCUUGGGAUAGUUUCUGGCUCGAUUGUUUCUACAUCUCUGGCCUCUUCUUUGUCUUCACUUCCAACUCGCUGUCACUCAUGAUCCUCCUCCCCCGUAACAUGGCCGACGAAGCGGGCUUCACCCAGGCCCAACAGGUAUUCGUCCGACAGAACGUGAGGCAGCGGGAUUUGAGAACGCGAGGCAGGGGGCAGGAGAGAGAGCUCGAGUUGCCGAGUACUUCGACUAUCGACCGUAAAUUCCCGCCGUACACCCUGCCUCCUACAGACGACAUUGAGUCCGACGCCAUCCACCUUACUCAGCUGCCUUCCCCUCGCGCUGCUCCGCACCGUGAAUCCCAGCCCUGGCAGGCACUGGGCGAAGCGCUCAAUAUCGAGCAACAAGAUCCCGAGAUGGGGUACAACGAUAGGGUUGGCGAGACUUCAAAGGCGUCGGUAUCAGUGUCGGACUUUGAUAAGCCAUUCGCAAUGAACAAGGGAGAGAGGUUGUUGAGAGAUGGGGAGAACAUUGAGCAACCGACACUUCUGAACCACUUCCGCUCGCCGGCAGACUUUACUGAUCCCCCAACGCCCCGUGACUUGAACAUCGUCGUUGUGACAGAUACUGUCGAGGUAGAGGAGAAGGGUCCAUGAUUAGAUACUGUCAAAUGCGG